UCCACAACACACAGCCACAUUUACCCACAGACCGAGGUACAGAGCAAGAGGCAACCUCUGCCCCCCAGCAGCUGUCCAGCCUGCAGUCCCAGACCUCAGCCCCUCAACUACCCUCCCCCAAUCCCAUCCCCUUCCCAACUGAAGGAGCCAACAGAGAAGAGAGAAGAGUGAACAGAAAGAUUGAGAGAGAUAGACGGAGAUCUCUGGAGCAGACCUCAAGGGUGCAGUUCCUCACAGAACUGGACACAAGGUGGGCCUCUGCAGGUGAUGUUGCACUCAAGGCAGUGUCUGUGCCAGCAGGCUGCUCUCAAUGGAAAAUGCUAGAGGCUGCUACUGUCUCUGGAGAGAGAAAGGUGACUUCCCAUUUCUAUCUGGUUCUCGUCUGGGGGGGGCCCUGGCAGGGCAGCCCCCCCACACUGCUACUGUCCUGAAACACGGCUCUAGCCAAUCUGCUCCGCUGCUUUACCUGCGACCGUCUCUGUGGGGGCUGCACCGCACCAGCCCCUCCAGCCCGCCAGGGCAUCGUCCUCCAACCGGUCAUGCCCAGCUGUGACCCUGGCCCGGCCCCCGCAUGUUUACCCACCAAGACUUUCCGCAGUUACCUGCCCCGUUGCCACCGCACUUACAGUUGCGUCCACUGUCGAGCACACUUGGCCAAACACGAUGAGCUUAUUUCCAAGUCCUUCCAAGGAAGCCAUGGCCGGGCCUACCUGUUUAACUCCGUGGUCAACGUGGGUUGUGGGCCAGCUGAACAGCGCCUCCUGCUCACAGGACUCCACUCGGUAGCUGACAUUUUCUGCGAAAGCUGCAAGACCACACUGGGCUGGAAAUAUGAACAAGCUUUUGAGACCAGCCAGAAAUACAAAGAAGGGAAGUACAUCAUUGAGAUGUCACACAUGGUGAAAGACAACGGCUGGGAUUGAGGGGCUCAGCAGCCUGUGACCCUCCUCCGCAUGCCCCACCCUCCUCACACCAGUCUCCUGGCCCUGCUGAGCAGUCCACACCAGCAUGAGUACUGCCCACCCCUGGGGAAACCUGGUUCCAAGUGACCUCCUCCUUCCUCCCCCCUGUCACAGCAGUACCAGGUUCUUUGGAACAGGAGCCUGGGAUACCCCAGGGGUGUCUAAGGCUCAGGAGUGGGUAGCAGUCAGGGAAAUACACAAUAGGGGAAGGAGAGAACUAUGGCACCAGAAACCAAGUGAUGGCAGGGCGCAAACUCAGGCAGAUAGGACUAUGAAUUACCAAAUGUUGAUCAGCCUUUUUUUUUUUUUUUUUUUUAAUAAACAGGACAAACAUUGGUGGUGGGGCUAGACCACAGAAAAGCAAAGAUGGAGUGAAAUUCUGGUCUCCAGAUAUCAGGGCCCCAGAGUCUGAGGGUAGUUUAUCCACCUCCAUUCUUGGUUAAAAAAAAAAAAAAGGAUCAGGGAUGGGGCCAAUAGAUGGAAAACCAAACCCUAGACCCUGGGAAUCAGUUACAGGGGUUUCCAUUUCACUCCACUGUUUACCUUAGCACUAAAGAGGCACUUUCAAGUAUCUAAUCUUUGCCAUUGGGUGGGGUGGGAAAAGCUGCUCCAAGAACAGCCCCCACCCCCAGCCGGCUGUUGCCAGAGAGAGCAGUCUUUACAGGCAUUCCCCAAGGCUCAGCCACUGCUCCCGAGGUCCCCGUCCUCUGAAGGAGGCGGAUCAUCAGCGCUGAGGGACCAGUCUUUCCUGUGACUGCCACCAGCGAACGAAACUUUUGUAUGAUACAUAAAGUGUUUGGGUCUAUUUUUAAUAAAAAGGGGAAAAGCAACUGUGAGGUGGCUGUCCUGGCUUUCCUUCCUUAGGUGCGGACCUUGUACUGUCCUCUGUAUGCACACAAGCAAGGAAGGGUCACCCCACCCCUUUUAAACCAGUAGGAGGCAGCAGUUGCUUUGUUUGUGGCAAGAUCCUCCUCCACCUGUUUCACAAGCGGUAAGCAUCCAGGUGAACCAAGAGGCGUGGGUUUUGAUGAGCUUGUCCAAAGGGAAGGAAUAUCUAAGUGUCUUCAGUCCCCUGGGCCUCUCCCCAGUGAGGCUACUUUUUAUCAGAUU
This is a messenger RNA of Mus caroli (Ryukyu mouse), 2072 nucleotides long. It is a transcript of the gene Ypel4, whose product is annotated as yippee like 4. The record is from RefSeq and is a predicted model, not a curated record. Lineage: Eukaryota; Metazoa; Chordata; Mammalia; Rodentia; Muridae.